UUUGCGCAGCUCUACUACAGCAGAUGGAGGACACUGCAGCUACCCUGGCGAAAGAGCUUCUUUCGAGGGUUUGACCUCGAUGGCAACAAGUACUUUGAGUCGCAUAAUCCACUCAACCCGGCCAAGUUUAGGCGGACCGUCAAGUAUGUGCAUGACGGACACUAUACAGACAACAAUGUGACGCCGCAGUGGAUGUCCUGGCUACGGCAUACGAAAAAGGAUGCACCGACGCUCGAUGAGCUGUAUGCUGAGGUGGCACGGAUCCACUCAACCCGUCAAAACGCCCAGCUCGUGCAUCAGCGAUGGGAAGAUGAGAAGCAGAGGUUGGCAGCACCUCAGCAGGAU
Protomyces lactucae-debilis is the source of this 345-nucleotide messenger RNA. RefSeq lists its product as uncharacterized. NCBI's taxonomy places the organism in Eukaryota, Fungi, Ascomycota, Taphrinomycetes, Taphrinales, Protomycetaceae. The record is from RefSeq and is a predicted model, not a curated record. The annotation marks the transcript as partial. Gene Ontology annotation, biological process: mitochondrial respiratory chain complex I assembly. Gene Ontology annotation, cellular component: membrane. The transcript has a single exon.